This is a messenger RNA of Oryctolagus cuniculus (rabbit), 4565 nucleotides long. NCBI's taxonomy places the organism in Eukaryota, Metazoa, Chordata, Mammalia, Lagomorpha, Leporidae. The record is from RefSeq and is a predicted model, not a curated record.
UUGGUCUCAUCUUUCUGUUGCCAUAGCAAAAUACAUAUUAUUUAUAUUUUUAAAUGAGGCUUCAAGGAUAAUAUUCGAAAUUGGGGGUCAUGAUGUCAAAUACAGUCAUUAUUGUUAUAUAGAUGAUGUAGUGGGCAGUGUUUCAGUACCACCCUGGAAAUAAACACUGAACAUUCUGCAAGGGUAAGAGUUAGCUAGUGCUAAAACACAAAUCAGUUGCAUUUAUUUUUUUAAUUGUUAGAGUAAUGCAGACCUUCAUAAUUUGGGGAGCUGACCUUGAUUCAGAGAUAGCAUAAGGGCUGUGUGAGGAAAAAAAUCUAUUGCAGGUUCUUUUAUGUUUUAAGUUUUUAUUUAAAAAUUUAUUUUUUAUUUGAAAGUCAGAGUUACAAAGAGAGAGAGGCAGAGAGAGAGAGAGAGGAGAGAUCUUCAUCUGCUGGUUCACUCCUUGGCUGCCUACAAUGCCCGGAGCUGUGCUGAUCUGAAGCCAGGAGCCAGAGCUUCUUCUCAGUCUCCCACAUGGGUUAAAGGGCCCAAGGGUUUGGUUCUUCUUCUACUGCUUUCCCAGGUCAUAGCAGAGUGCUAGAUCAGAAGUGGAGCAGCUGGGUCUAGAAAUGGCACCCAUAUGAGAUGUCAGCACUUUAGGCAAGGGUGUUAACCCACUGCACCACAACUCUGGCCCCAAGAUUUAUUUAUUAACUUAUUUGAAAGGCAAAUAGAGAUAUGGAAGGAUGGGUAGUAAGAAAGAGAUACCUUCCAUCUACUGGUUCAUUCACAAAAUGACCACAGGCAUCCCAUGUGGAGCACCAAGGACUCAAACUGUUCACAUUGGGAUGCCUGAAUUGCAGGUGGAGGGUGCAGGCUUAUCUGCUGCACCAUAAUACUGGUGCCUACUACAGGUUCUCAAACAAAUCUCUCUGCAUUUCCCUCAGUCACAAAUGCAGAUUAUAGUACAGAAUUUCUCAAGGAAAUUUCUUUGGAAAUUUGAUGCAGAGAUAGAGUAUCUGAGCUGACUUCAUAAACACUAAGUUAAGUCUGUAAUGUCUCUUUUAAAAUAUUUUUUUCUCUGCCAUAAUUGCAUUGACUGUGCAUGGUGUUUUCCUGGAAAUUCUUCUCUGUUCAAUCUCUUCAUAGCUUCCCUGAUGGUUUCUUGUCUUUUUCCCUGAAUACUUCUACGUUCUUCUGAACAUUGCUCAUUCCAGAGUGACUAUUGUCCCCCUUUCAGCCUACUGUGCAAUUGCCCUUGACAUAGUCUGGCCUUUCUGAACAGAAAUUCCUGUUUCCCUCCAGCUUGGGCAUUUUUCACAGCCUUUAUACCACAGGUUUGAUCCCCUGUUGAAUGCUUCUGUGUGGCUGUCCAAAUGCUCAACAAAUCUGAAAUGAAAUGGCAUCCUUCCUUCUUCCUCCAUAUGCAUGCAGAAGUUAUACAACUGCCAUUUUUUGUUAUGUGACAGAGUUGACAUGUUGACCAGGAGUGUUCUAUCACAGGUGAUGAUAGCAUUUGAAGACCUGGCUGUGUACUUUACCUGGGAGGAAUGGCAGAACAUGAACCAAGCUCAGAAAAUCCUGUACAGGGAUGUGAUGCUGGAGACCUACAGCAGCCUGUUCUCCUUGGGGCACUGCAUGACCAAACCUGACUUGAUCUUGAAGUUGGAGCAAGGAGCAGAGCCCUGGAUGGGGAAAGAAUGCUUACAUCAUAGCCUUCCAGUUGCCAUGAAAAGGGAUGACCUGAUUAGGAAAAACCAGAAAAGUCAGGACAAAAAUCUGAAUCAGGAUGUUAUGAAAAAUAAUAAGACAUCAACUCCCAACAUCACUGAAUUAAGAAAAACACUUCAUUUAAGUUCAAACCAUAUUCCAAAACUGAGUAUCAAAAAGAGAAUCUAUUCAGGAAUGAAACCUGAAAAAUGCAAUGUAUGUCACAAUGUGUAUCUGCACUGUGGGCCUGUUCAACUACAAACUGGAGAAAAAUUUGAUGCUACUAAUGUACCUGGGAAUGCUCUCCAGAUCUGUGAGAAUCUUAAUCAACAGCCCAAAAUUCAGAGUGUGCAACAGGCAUUUGAACCAAUUGGAAAAGGGAAAGUCUUCAAAAGGAAAAAUAUAUUUUGUCAAUCUGAGAGGCAUUUUAUGGUAGAAAGUAAGAAGUCAACUGCCACUAUUGGCAAGACAACUCAAAUAGAACAUGAUUUCCAUAAAAAUUCUAACCUCAGUAUGCAUCAACAAAGUCCCAGAAGAGAGAAAGUUUAUGAAUAUAGUAAUUCUUUGGAACCUGUCAUUGAUCAAUCACCUCUUAAAAUAAAUCAUAGACCACAUAUAGGGAAGAAACCCUAUGUAUGUAAGCCUUGUGAAAAAUCAUUCAGUUAUAAAUUCUGCAAUGCAAUUCAUUACAGUACUCACGUAGUGGAAAACUCUCAUGUGUUUAAUGAACAUGGAGAAGCCACUUACCAGAAGUCACAUCUCAUAAAUCAUCAGAGAAUUCACUCAGGUGAGAAACCUUAUGAAUGUAAUGACUGGAAAAUCCUAUGGCCAGAAGUCACACCUCAUAAAGCAUCAGAUAAUUAACACAGGGAAUAAACUUUAUGAAUGUAAUAACUGUGGAAAAGCUUUUGGCCUUAAGUCACAUCUCAUAAAUCACCAGAGAAUUCACACGGGAGAGAAACCUUAUGAAUGCAGUGACUGUGGAAAAGCCUUUCAUUAUAAAUCAACCCUCACAAAGCAUCAGAGAAUUCACACAGGGGAUAAGCCUUAUGAAUGUAAUGACUGUGGAAAAUCCUUUAUGUGGCAGUCACGUCUCAUCCUACGUCAGAGAAUUCACAUGGUUGAAAAACCUUAUGAAUGCAAUGACUGUGGUAAAGCCUGUAGCCAGAAGCCAAACCUCAUAACUCAUCAGAAAAUUCACACAGGAGAGAAACCUUAUGAAUGCAAUGAGUGUGGCAAAGCUUUUGGCCAGAAGUCACACCUCAUAACUCAUCAGAAAAUUCACACAGGGGAGAAACCUUAUGAAUGUAAUGACUGUGGAAAAGCCUUUGGGAAGAAGUCACACCUCAUAAAUCACCAGAGAAUUCACACAGGGGAUAAGCCUUAUGAAUGUAAUGACUGUGGAAAAUCCUUUAUUUGGAAGUCACAUCUCAUGCUGCAUCAGAGAAUUCACACAGGGGAAAAACCUUAUGAAUGCAAUGACUGUGGUAAAGCCUUUGGCCACAAGAGAAACCUCAUAACUCAUCAGAAAAUUCACACAGGAGAGAAACCUUAUGAAUGCAAUGAGUGUGGGAAAGCCUUUGGCCAGAAGUCACACCUCAUAACUCAUCAGAAAAUUCACACAGGAGAGAAACCUUAUGAAUGCAAUGAGUGUGGCAAAGCUUUUGGCCAGAAGUCACACCUCAUAACUCAUCAGAAAAUUCACACAGGGGAGAAACCUUAUGAAUGCAGUGACUGCGGAAAAGCCUUUCGCUGUAAAUCAACCCUCACAAAGCAUCAGAGAAUUCACACAGGGGAGAAACCUUAUAAAUGUAAUGACUGUGGUAAAGCCUUUGGCUGGAAGUCCCAUUUCAUAAAUCAUCAGAGAAUUCACACAGGGGAUAAGCCUUAUGAAUGUAAUGACUGUGGUAAAGCCUUUAUGUGGAAGUCACUUCUCAUCCUACAUCAGAGAAUUCACACGGGGGAAAAACCUUAUGAAUGCAAUGCCUGUGAUAAAGCCUUUGGCCACAAGCCAAACCUCAUUACUCAUCAGAAAAUUCACACAGGAGAGAAACCUUAUGAAUGCCAUGAGUGUGGGAAAGCUUUUGGCCAGAAGUCACACCUCAUAACUCAUCAGAAAAUUCACACAGGGGAGAAACCUUAUGAAUGCAGUGACUGUGGAAAAUCCUUUGGCCGGAAGUCCCAUUUCAUAAAUCAUCAGAGAAUUCACACAGGGGAUAAGCCUUAUGAAUGUAAUGACUGUGGUCAAGCCUUUAUGUGGAAGUCACAUUUCAUCCUACAUCAGAGAAUUUACACAGGGGGAAAACCUUAUGAAUGCAAUGACUGUGGUAAAGCCUGUAGCCAGAAGCCAAACCUCAUAACUCAUCAGAAAAUUCACACAGGAGAGAAACCUUAUGAACACAACGAGUGUGGCAAAGCUUUUGGCCAGAAGUCACACCUCAUAAACCACCAUAUAAUUCACACAGGGGAGAAACCUUAUGAAUGUAAUGACUGUGGAAAAGCCUUUCUGAAGAAGUCAUCUCUCAUCCUACAUCAGAGGAGUAACACAGGGGAGAAACCCUAUGAAUACAAUGACUGUGGGAAACCAUUUGGUCACAAAUCAAGCCUCAUAAGUCAUCAGAGAAUUCACACAGCGUAGAAAGAUUAUGAAUGUAAUGACUGGAAAAGCCUUUCUGAGUAAGCUCUAGCACCCACAUCAGAGAAUUCGCACAGGGGAAAAACCUGAUGAAUGUAAAGACUGGAAAGUCUUUACCCAUAAGUCAAACCUCAAAAGGCAUCAGAGAAGUCACACAGGGGAUAAACCUUCUGAAUGCAAUGACUUGGAAAAGCCUUUUGCCAAAAGUCAAGCCUUGUAAAUAAUUAGAGAAGCCAUA